Molecule: messenger RNA, 2403 nt
Organism: Beauveria bassiana ARSEF 2860
Lineage: Eukaryota; Fungi; Ascomycota; Sordariomycetes; Hypocreales; Cordycipitaceae
Product: elongation factor Tu GTP binding domain-containing protein
Exons: 4
Coding region: 1-2403 (800 amino acids)
Biological process (GO): translation
Molecular function (GO): GTPase activity; GTP binding
Source: RefSeq, a predicted model, not a curated record
AUGGCUUCGUUUCAAGACGACGAUUUUUAUGACCCUUCUGAGGAUGACUUUGAAGAAGAGGAUGCGGAUGGGAUGACUCCUGAAGACAGGGUUGCCAUGGCAAAUGGUACUGAGGAGGUCAAAAAGGCACUCGGAGAAAACGCCAGCAAGGUGACCGUGGCGCAAAUACAGGAAGCUCUCUGGCACUAUUAUUAUGAUGUGGAAAAGUCUGCAGGCUAUCUGCAAAAGACAUUCAUUUCUCCAACUCCAAAACCUACCCCUAAAAAGGCGGCAUCAGAAGCUGUGGCACAUGGUGGCGCCACUGGAGCAGACCCGCGAGGAAGCGAAUCUGGAGGAUAUCGUGCUGGGCAAGGUUCUUUUCAGAGAUUGGCAUUUCCCAUCUUCAAGCCCCCCCAUUUUCCUAUGGAUGCGUUUUUUUCAGACAUGCCAUGGCUUCGGACGCCUACCGACCGGCAUGCCACCUUCAUUGCUCCUUGCACACCGCCUGGAGGCUUGCUGGGAGGAAGUGAUGGUGGCCCUAAAAUGUCCAAACUUCAAGCUUUGGCUGCUGCCCGAAAGAAGAAGACGGAGCAGAAGAAGGAACAAGAAAAUGAAAUCCAGGCAGAGUCGGGAUUACAAAAGUUGUCAAUAUCCUCUCAGAAGUCUUCCGGACAAGCACAAAUACCACAUACGUCAGCAUCCUCUGCGCCAAUACCGAUGCGAAAGGGAACUUGUCUCGAAUCAGAACCUUCACCUACACCAAAUACUCCAUUAUCCAGCGCUACAGAUGAACCAUUGCAUGGCAUGGAAGCCCACGUCAAUGUGGUCGAUCAGCGCCCAACGCCGUCCGCGUUUGCGCAAACCUUGAUUGGGUCUGCUCUAGGAGGUCGCAAACAGAACCAAGAUGUUUUUGCCAUGGCCUAUGCGUCCUCACCGACAUACCUCGCGUCUGCAUUCUCCGAGCCCAGCCCAGAUGACAUUGUACUCGCAGCGCAGGCGAAAGCGGGUAAAAAAGCCACACCGGCUGUUAAGACUGCACCCAAGAAGAAGGCCGAUGGCGCGGCAAAAACUGAUACCAAGACGGAUGACGUUACAAAGAAGGUCGCCGGAUUAAAAGUCAUCGAUGUACCGCCACCAAAAACGAAGGGAUUAGAUGUUGUCAAAGAAUACGAAAAGAGCGGUGCUAAGAAGAGCACUAGCUUCGUGGUUGUCGGUCAUGUCGACGCCGGCAAGAGUACAUUGAUGGGCCGUCUACUUGUGGACUUAAAAUAUGUCGACCAAAGAACCGUCGACAAAUACAAGAGACAAGCUGAGAAGAGCGGCAAACAGUCGUUCGCUCUAGCCUGGGUCAUGGACCAGCGGAGUGAAGAGCGUGAGCGCGGAGUCACCAUAGACAUUGCUACCAACUAUUUCGAAACCGAUAAGACCAAGUACACCAUUCUCGACGCCCCCGGGCACCGCGACUUUGUGCCCAAUAUGAUUGCUGGCGCAAGUCAGGCAGACUUUGCUGUCCUGGUCAUUGAUGCCAAUACUGGCGCUUAUGAGAAGGGGCUGAAGGGCCAAACUCGAGAGCAUAUUCUGCUUUUGCGAAGUCUUGGACUGCAGCGUAUUAUUGUGGCAGUCAACAAGCUCGACAUGGUGGGAUGGUCAAAAGACCGGUUCGAAGAUAUUACCCAAGAGGUCACCGGCUUCUUGACUGGCCUGGGCUUUCAAGAAAAGAAUGUCGACUUUGUCCCUAUCUCGGGAUUGGAUGGUGAGAAUAUCGUCAAGGAAAUCACGGCCCCCGCAGCCUCUUGGUAUCAAGGUGGAACUUUGCUCGAUGCUUUGGAGCGCUCCGAACCUACCACAAUUCGAGCGCUCAAGAAGCCUUUCCGCAUGGCCAUUUCCGAGAUUUUCCGCUCGCAGCAGCAGGGCACACUGACCUUGGCUGGUCGCAUCGAUUCGGGCACCAUCCAGAUUGGCGACUCGCUUGCGGUCCAGCCUAGCGGAGAGACGGCAUACAUCAAGUCGAUUAUGGUCGACACGUACGCACAGGAUUGGGCAGUUGCGGGACAAAAUGUCAGCAUCGCGCUCACUGACAUUGAUCCCAUUCACAUCCGUGCGGGCGACAUUCUGUGCCAUGCAGCCAGUCCCAUCCCUUGUGGCGAUACCUUUACGAUGAGAGCCAUGGCAUUUGAGCAUCUGAUGCCUAUGCCAGUGGACCUCCAUCGCGGCCGCCUACAUUCUCCUGGCCAAAUUCAGAGCAUCGUUGCUUCGCUGGACAAGGCUACAGGGGAUGUCAUCAAGAAGAAGCCCAAGGUCGUUCAGCCUGGUGGGGUCGCCAGAGUAGUGAUCAAGCUUAACGAGAAGGUUCCGUUGGAGGCAGGCCAAAGAGUGGUCAUCAGAGGUGGUGGUGAGACUAUCGCUGCGGGCUUACUAGAAUAG